AUGUCCGCCACCGAAGUCGACCAUACUUUGGCAACACCUACCAGUCCAUCACUAGAUGACGAUAACAAUCAACCAAUUGCUGCAAAACGUGUGUCCAGUCCUGAACCUGAAAGCAAUGAAGAACAUGAAGAAGUGCAGCAAAAUGGCAGCAAAGAUACGGCUGACGACUUCAUUCGUUAUGAGGAAAGAAAACUUAUUGAUCGUUUGAGUCAAAUGAUGGACAAAGAGUUUUCCACACAUACCGGUGCUGAAAGUCGAUGGAAAAAUGGAGAAAAUGAAUCAGAACAGCAUGUGGUGGUCGCAGAGACUCAUGAAGACAAACAUGCAAAGCCAAACGAUGAUCAUAACGAAAACCACACAAAUGGAUCAGUUGAUGACUUUUUAACACAAGAAGAAGGCAAUAAUCAGGAGCAGGACUCAGAAAAAGAUGACGAACACAAACCUCACAGAUUUGCGCCGUCAGAUGACGAGUAUGCGGAUCAGAGACACAGUGUUAUCAAUGAAAUUCAGAGUAUACUUACCAGUAAUCCUGAAAUUCACGAAAACAUCAGAGAUAAUGAAACCACUGAAACCACUACCCAUGAAACCCAUGUGAAACACGAGAAACACGAGGAUAAUCACGAAAAUCAUAUUCCGAUUGUCGUUCAUUCAGAGGAAAAGCAUGAAUUGGUUGAUGAUAAUCAUGAAGUUGACAUUGAGACAGAUAUUACGGUCGGAUCAGCUGUUAUUCAAGAAGAGAUCAAUCAUUACACUGAAGAUCCGGUUGAAAAUCGCAAUCAACGCGACAAUCACUUUGAGAUCGGAACCUAUGGGGCAACCAAUGGAGACAAGAAUAACAAUACUAAACAUUUGAACGACGAGGAAGAGGAAGAUGAGGAUGAGUUCAAAGAGAUGGCCGGCUUUAAGAGCACUCUGAAGAAGUGGUCGUCACACGGAAAGGGAGAUUCAAAUAACAACACCAACAACAACAACAAUAUGGAUGGAUCACAAAUGUCGAGCGCAGAUAAGUUUAAGACAUUAAAACAAAUUAAAAGAGGAAACACUAGGAGUCUGAUGGAGAGAUUUCAAAUACCAAAAUAA
Molecule: messenger RNA, 1080 nt
Organism: Oppia nitens
Lineage: Eukaryota; Metazoa; Arthropoda; Arachnida; Sarcoptiformes; Oppiidae
Product: suppressor of Mek1-like
Exons: 1
Coding region: 1-1080 (359 amino acids)
Molecular function (GO): actin binding
Source: RefSeq, a predicted model, not a curated record